CUAUGGUGAUCGUUUAGUACAAAGAAUAACUUAGCUUAGGGGAAAACAAUUUUGUAUAUCGACAAUGAGGUGAGCUUGCCCCUCGUUUCACAUCUGUCGUUGAAUAAAGAGCUGCCAGUAGAAAGAUAAGCAAAUAUGGCCUUGCUGUAUAAGGAUGUGAAGAAGAUUUCAGCAUAUCGUGAUAGAAGGUUUCCAGGAUCACAGGAAGAAUAUGAGCAUGCACUUGAAACUUCAACAACCGUCUAUAUUGGCAACAUGUCUUUCUAUACUACUGAAGAGCAACUUUAUGAGCUGUUUUCUCGAGCAGGAGAAAUUAAAAAGAUUGUUAUGGGUCUGGAUAAGAACACAAAAACGCCUUGUGGCUUCUGCUUUGUCAUGUAUUACUCCAGGGAAGAUACUGAAGAUGCUGUGAAGUACAUUAGUGGGACAAUUCUCGAUGAUCGUCCUAUUCGUGUAGAUUUUGAUUGGGGAUUCCAGGAUGGAAGGCAAUGGGGUCGCGGGCGAAGUGGUGGACAGGUGAGGGAUGAAUAUCGCACGGACUACGAUCCUGAUAGAGGUGGUUAUGGAAAAUUGGUGCAGAAAGAGUUGGAAGAACAAAGACAGGUAGUAGAUUAUGGUGUUGGAUCGUUGGGAUCUUUUCAGCCCCCUCCUAUGCCUCGUAACUAUGUAAGACAUGGAGGUGGUGAUCAUGGCUAUAGGGGCUCCCACCGACAAGGCAGAGGAGAUUACCACCGAAAGAGAUAUCGUGAUGAUGACCGCCGUGGCCCAGAAAUCUCCAAAAGGAAUUUUGAACAUGAAUCUCGAAGAAAUUCUGAUCAUGAUUCUAGACAGGAGAAAAAUCCACGUUUCCGUGAGCAUGGUGACUCGGAUGAGGAGGAAGAUGACCGUAAACGACAAAAAUAAGUGUAAUUCAGUUUAUCUAGUUAUGAGCAGUUUGGGUAAAGUUAUCAAGACGUUUCCUUUCUGUACAAUAUUGUUAAGAUUUAUUUUUCAAAACAAUAGUUUGAAAUUUCUAGCAAAAGAAGGAUGAACUCCUAGUUUGUAUUUUUUUUUUUUUUUUUUUUUAAAAAGAAAAUCUAUGCAUGUAGUCUUGUAACAAUUUGGUUCAUAUACUUGAUUGAAAGAGUUAUGGGCUCACUAGCUUAGAUUCUUAGUCGUAUGUAGCAGUUAGUUUGUUUAGAGAGUGAUUGACUUGUAUGGUUAUUGUAAUUCGUUUUAUGAUAAGGCAUACCAUGAUUCAAAAUAGAAGUUGUGCCUUGCUA
This is a messenger RNA of Erigeron canadensis, 1262 nucleotides long. Its product is annotated as nuclear cap-binding protein subunit 2. Gene Ontology annotation, cellular component: nuclear cap binding complex. The record is from RefSeq and is a predicted model, not a curated record. Gene Ontology annotation, biological process: mRNA cis splicing, via spliceosome. Gene Ontology annotation, molecular function: RNA cap binding. The transcript has 9 exons. Bases 136 to 903 code for a protein of 255 amino acids. Lineage: Eukaryota; Viridiplantae; Streptophyta; Magnoliopsida; Asterales; Asteraceae.